AGCUUCCGGUUUCAGUGCUGCCCCAUGCUAUUUCGGUUAGAACUGUUAUUGGCGGUGGAUCUGUAUUGAUUCUGUGGAACGUGAUCGGAAAAGAUGGUCACUGUUGAACAGCUAUAUAAAGAUUUCGGUGUGCUACAGGAUGCAUCAAAUAAAUCUGAGCAUGAAGAACAGUAUCUGUCAAUCCUAAGUGCAGUUAAAAGUGGUGCUAGUGAGAAACGGCUGGCAUCACAGUUCAUCGCCCGGUUCUUUAAACACUUCCCACAGUUGAGCCAGGAAUCAUUCAAUGCUCUUUUUGAAUUGUGUGAAGAUGAUGACAUUACAAUCCGGAAGCAGGCAAUUAAAGAUCUUCCAGCGUUGUGCCGAGUUACACCUGAAUUUGUGUCCAAAAUAGUUGUGGCUCUUAUUCAGUUGCUGCAACAUUUUACUGACAGUUCUGAGCUGAGCCUAAUCCAGUCGUCCCUCACCACAUUGUUCAGCAUCAAUGCUUCAGGUACAUUGAAAGGUCUUUUUAGUAUGAUUCUUGGAGAAAAUGACUGUCUACGGGAUCUGGCUCUUAAAUUCUUAACAAAUAAAGUAAAAGUAUUACCUGAGGAUACUUUAGGGAAAGAAGAUGAAGAUCUCAUUGUAGGAGAGUGCAGAAAGGUGCUAAUGGAUGUAACCUGCAUGGAAUUUAUUGCCAUUAUGAACAUGUUAAAGGGCCUAAAAUCAAUGAGUACAGUAACUGGCCGUCAACAAUUGGUGGAUAUUAUUAUCAUGCAAGCAGAACUGGACCAAAAAUUUAAUCCUGAAGACCCUGAUUGUGCUGACAGAUUGAUGCAGUGUGUCAAGCAAAGUUUACCUCUUUUCUCUAAAAAUGUCCAUUCCAAAGUAUUUGUCAGCUACAUAUGUGAUCAUGUAAUACUAGAUCUCUCUAAUUUGAUAAAUAUUGAUGGAAACAUCAAUGUACAACUUGAAAUGCUGAAGCUCUUUGCAGAGAUUUCAGAAUUUGCUGGAGAAUUGGAUGAUGUUGAAGAAAAAGUGGAACGAAUUUAUGAAAAACUAAUUGAAUAUAUGCCAUUACCACCAUCAGAAGAGAAUGAUGAUACAUCUGGAGAAUCGUCAUCUGAAGAACACAAAUUACAGUUUUCUUAUGUUGAAUGUUUAAUGUUUACAUUCCACCAGCUAGGCCGUAAAUGUCCGUCUUUUCUCUCAGAUGAAAACAAUGCUGACAGACUAAAGGAUUUCAGAGUGAGAUUACAAUAUUUUGCACGUGGAGUGCAAGUGUAUAUUAAACAACUGAGGACUGCACUACAUGGGAAAACAGGAGAUGCACUAAAAACUGAUGAGAACAAAAUCAAGGUCAUUGCUCUAAAAAUAACUUCUAAUAUCAAUAUUUUAAUAAAAGACUUGCUUCAUAAUCCUCCAGUAUACAAAUCAGUGGUCAACUUAUCUUGGAAACCUAUUCAUAUUCCCAGUAAAAGCCCUCCUGCAAGCAUAGGUAUAAAACGCACCAGCAAUGAAGGCUUUGAUUACAACACGAAUCGUAAGUCUCCCAAACAAGACAGAGCCUUAUAUGCUCCUCCUGGUGGUAAAUACAGCCAAAAAGCAGGAACAUUUCCUCAAGUAAACCGUGGUGGCUGGCAGCAACAGAGAGGUGGUUUUGGAGGUUUUAACCGUGGCAAUCGAGGUCGAGGUGGUAUUGGCGGCAGUGGUGUCUUAGAGCGAACUUCGAAUUUCAGGCAUCUAGGGUUUAUCAAAUUUACACCAGUAAGAUUCUGGAAGAUUUUCACUCCAGCCAUAUUGUAA
Messenger RNA from Octopus bimaculoides (California two-spot octopus), 1785 nucleotides. Its product is annotated as apoptosis inhibitor 5. The record is from RefSeq and is a predicted model, not a curated record. Gene Ontology annotation, cellular component: nucleus. Lineage: Eukaryota; Metazoa; Mollusca; Cephalopoda; Octopoda; Octopodidae. Gene Ontology annotation, biological process: negative regulation of apoptotic process. Gene Ontology annotation, molecular function: RNA binding.